Molecule: messenger RNA, 312 nt
Organism: Pestalotiopsis fici W106-1
Lineage: Eukaryota; Fungi; Ascomycota; Sordariomycetes; Amphisphaeriales; Sporocadaceae
Exons: 1
Coding region: 1-312 (103 amino acids)
Source: RefSeq, a predicted model, not a curated record
AUGCUGGCGACAACGAGUUCACUCGACCAGCCGCCUGACUUGAACCGUAACGGUACGCGCUACGGAAUGACUUCGCAGGACGAGGCCACCAUAUUGCAUCAAUGGAAUACCAUGGAUAGCGUCAUGUACAAACUCGUCAAGGCGUCUUGGUCGACACGCGAUGGAAUAACACGAGGCAUCGAGUAUGCAUUCAGCCUGAGGGCACUUACUCAAGGUCCCGAGCAAUACAUUGCACGCCAGUUUUCGUCAAUGGCAUGGGGAAAGGGCGGCUAUGCCAUCCAAUGCCUACCUCAGGUCCUUGACCUCUGUUGA